AUGAUGCCUGUAAAGGAUAAUCAGGAUGUUGCCUGUUUCUUCUGUACCAAACACACAACUUGGAAAGGAAAAUAUAAAAGGAUCUUUUCUGUGGGUACCAUGGGUAUAACAACAUACAACCCAAACAAUCUAGAGAUAACCAACAGAUGGUCAUACUGUGAUUUCAUUUCUAUCAUUCCAUUACGGGCAUCAGGAAACCAAAAUGAAUUCCAAAUUACUAUGAAGAAAGAGAAAAAGACUGACAAAAUGACAUUUUCAACAGAGCAUAGGACACAUUUACUCACAGAAGCUUUGAAGUUCAGACAUUGUUUUUCUGAAAAGCCUAAAGAAGUUCUGAGAUAUCAAGCUUAUAAACAUCAUUGGUCUGAUAUAAGACUUCCUGUUAUUCUGGAAGUUACCUCAUAUUCCCUUGAUCAGUUGGAUCCUGCUACCAACAGUAUUCUUGCCAGUUACCAUUUUAAAGAUUUUGAGGGAAUAUGUACAAUGUCUGAUUAUCCAGGUGGAUUUGUAGUAGUAUGUGGUGGGUUUGGUAGAUUACAUUUGUUUCAAGCAGUGGAUUUUGAAGAAAUAAAAACCAAAAUUGUUGAGUCAUCCACCUCAAAUUUAGGAAUAAACAUCAAAGUACUAAGUACUGCCAUAACUUUAGAGGAUUUUCAAUGUCAGAGAUUUGGAAAAUAUAGUGAUGAUGAACACAUCACAGCAGUAUCGGAAUUUGCAGUGUACAAAGUGCAUAAAGCUAGACAUACAGACCCUGUCAGAAGGACUCUUUGUCUUUCAGAAACCUGUAUUUUAGAAAGAGACCCACAGACUUACAGUGUCUGUACCUUGCAGCCAUUGAAUAACAUUUUUGCUCUCAUUCGUGAUAAUUCCAAUCCCCAGUUAUUCACAAUUGAAUAUUUGAGCGGGCAAAGUAGGACAUAUACUACAACAGACAGAGAUUCUCUUCUUGCCUCGCUUCUCGACGGUGUCAGGGCGGCUGGCAACAAAGACGUUCACGUCAGGAUGGUGCCCACCGAGAGGGGGCUCAGGAUGGGGCCCCUCAACUUACCGGUGGACGAGGAAGCGGAAAGUCUGCACUUGAAGCUGCUCAUGAAUCCGCCCCAAUUGAAAUCCUUCUCCGACUGUUUGAGGAGAUUCAAUGCCAACAUACCCUACAGUGGACUUUUACACAGAAUUACUCAGGAAGGAAUGUUUUCUGAGAACAAGGAAAAACUUAUCACGGGGGUUUUGCAAUCUUUGGUGUCCAAAGAAGGGGAUCCAAAACUAAUUAGUUUGGUUGAAUUGGAGGCCCAAUUCCAAGCAUUGAGACGUUUGGUGGCAAGCAAAGUUGGAUAUGCCUCUUUCACCAAAUUACCUGGUUUUCGAGAAGCUGUUGGUGUAAAAGUGAUAGCGGCACUCAAAAGGAAUGAUUAUGCUGUAACUCAAGCCGCUAUCGAUGUGAUAUGUGCUCUCAUGCACCCCAUGCACGACGAUUAUGAUUUGAGACAGGAACAGCUGAACAAAUCAUCUUUACUGCAGACUAAGCCGUUUCUGGAAAGUCUCCUCAAUAUGUGGACAACACACAUAGCCCAAGGAACUGGAGCUUUAAUAGUAUCUGCUAUGUUGGAUUUUUUGACGUUUGCCCUCUGUGUCCCCUACAAUGAAACAACAGAUGGAAACCACUUUGAUACACUGCUUGAACUUGUUUCUGAAAGAGGCAGGAUGCUGUUUAGAUUAUUUCAGCAUCCUUCUAUGGCCAUUGUCAAAGGAGCCGGCCUCGUGAUGCGUUCCAUCAUAGAAGAAGGGGAAUCUGAGGUGGCGGAAAAGAUGCAAAACUUGGCCCUAUCGGAAGGGGCCUUGCCGCGCCAUCUUCUGGCUUCCUUGUACACUCUGGGAACCGACGGAAGAUUGCUGACGCACAGGCAACUGUCGAGACAUCUGAUCGGUCUCUGGGUGACGGGAAACCCUGUUGCCAUGGGACUGCUCAAGAGAAUAAUGCCCACUGGUCUGAUAGCGUUUUUGGAUUCCAAAGAAGAGAUCCCCAAGGAAGCGAUCGAGCAGGAGAUGCUGAACAACAGGGACAAUCUGAAAAUUGCCCAAGACCACGAGAAUCGAUCUCGGAGGAACGCCAACUGGAUAGCGGUGGAAAAGAAGAUGAAAAUGGUGGAAAAGAGGGUGGAGUAUUAUACCAACUUGGCGCUGCAGCACUGGGGGGCCAGAAGGGGGAUAUCGUUGAAGAGGGAGGAGAAAAUGAAGGAGAGGCCUAUCGUUUUGAGGAGGAGAAGGGAGAGAAAGAAGGUCGAGUCGAAUUGGGGACUGUUUUAUUGGAAAUUCAAUCAGGAUCUUGCCAUACCCAACCUUAUUUGGAAUCACAAGACCAGAGAAGAACUGCGAAGUGCCUUAGAAGCCGAGGUGAGGAACUUCACCUCCGACAGAGAGCUGGCCGGCCUGGCGCUGGUCGCCUGGAACCACCACGAGUUCGAGGUCAACUAUUCCUGUCUGGCCGACGAGGUCAAGAUCGGCGAUUACUAUUUGAGACUGCUCUUAGACACUAAUGAUGAUGAUUCGCCGAUUCGUAGAUCGUACGAAUUUUUCAAUGACUUAUACCAUAGAUUUUUGUUAACAAAUAAAGUAGAAAUGAAAUGCAUGUGUCUUCAAGCCAUGUCGAUAGUUUACGGAAGAUACUACGAAGACAUCGGCCCUUUCAGUGAUACUAAGUACAUCAUAGGAAUGUUGGAAAGAUGCAUAGAUAAACAGGAACGUGACAGACUGGUGAUGUUCAUAGAAAAAUUGAUUUUGCAUCCUCGAAACAUACGAGACAUUCUCGAUAUGGGAGGUGUUCAGAUUCUGGUGGAUCUGAUGACUCUGGCUCAUCUGCACACUUCCAGGGCCAGGAUUCCGACCCAAACGAACGUCAUAGAGGCCGGUCCUGGCAUGAAAAUUGCCGAAGAGAAGGAGUGGUAUUAUAAUACUGAUAAGGGACGAGUAGGUCCAAUAACGUUCAGUCAGCUGAAAGAAUUAUAUGAAAAAGGCCAAAUUACACACAAAACCAAAUGCUGGGCCAUGGCUGUGUCAGGCUGGAGGCCAUUGGCACAAUUACCUCAAUUGAAAUGGUGUCUAUUAGCUAAAGGAACCCCAUGUUUGAAUGAAAGCGACCUAGCCUCCCAUAUACUCAGCAUUCUGAUACGGAUGUGUGAAUACUACCCAAGUCGAGACACAGACGACGCCAUCAUCAGACCGCUGCCCAAAGUCAAGCGGCUGCUGUCCGAACAAGCAGUUUUGGCGAAUGUGGUGCAACUACUCCUCACCUUCGACCCCACUUUGGUGGAAAAAGUGGCGACUUUAUUGUGCGAAAUAAUGAAGGACAACCCGGAAAUGUCGAAACUCUACACCACCGGCGUGUUUUACUUCAUCAUGAUGUACACCGGAAGUAAUGUGUUGCCCGUAGUGCGCUUCUUGAAAUUGACGCACAUGAAACAAGCUUUCAAGUCUGAUGAGGAAUCUUCUCCGAUAUUGCAAAAAAGCAUUCUGGGUAGGCUGCUACCGGAAGCUAUGAUCCACUAUUUGGAAAACUAUGAAGCUCAGUGCUUUGCUCAGAUUUAUUUGGGAGAGUUCGAUUCACCCGAAGCAAUUUGGAACCUAGAAAUGAGGCGUAUGUUGAUAGAGAAAGUAGCAGCGCAUAUAGCAGAUUUUACUCCUAGACUGCACAGUCACACUAUGGUUAGGUAUCACUACAUACCUAUCCCUGCAGUCAGGUAUCCUCAAUUGGAGCAUGAACUGUUUUGUAAUAUAUUCUACUUGCGACAUCUCUGUGAUACCACCAAGUUUCCUGAUUGGCCUAUACCAGACCCAAUUCAGUUGUUGAAAGAUGUUUUGGAAGCAUGGAAAUCAGAGGUGGAAAAGAAACCCCCUCUGAUGACAGUGACCGACGCUUAUAAAAAUUUAGGUUUAGACGAUAGCAACCACGAUGAAGCUGCUGUCAGGAAAGCUUAUUACAAACUGGCACAGCAGUUUCAUCCAGAUAAGAAUCCCGAUGGAAGGGAAACGUUUGAGAAGGUAAACCAAGCUUACGAGUUUUUGUGCAGUCGAAGCAGUUGGGCUACUGAUGGUCCCGAUCCACAUAAUAUAGUAUUAGUUUUACAGACUCAAAGUAUUUUGUUCCAAAGAUAUGCAGAAAAACUGCAGCCAUACAAAUAUGCCGGAUACCCUCAACUUAUCAAAACCAUCCAAAUCGAAACUGCUGACGAGCAACUUUUCUCGAAAAAUGCCCCCUUGUUAACGGCUGCUUGUGAACUGGCCUAUCACACGGUGCAAUGUUCCGCAUUGAAUGCAGAAGAACUUAGGAGAGAAAACGGCCUCGAAGCGUUACUCGAGGCCUACACGCGAUGUGUCAACGUGCUUAACAAUUCUUCGAAGCCAGAAGACGUGCAAGUCCAAGUUUGCAUACACAUUACCAGGUGCUUCACAGUGGCUGCCCAGUUCCCUGGCUGUCGAGAAAGAAUGGUCGAUUUGGAUCAAUUGAUCAAGGAUCUUUGCAGGAUUCUAUAUUUCAAGCACCUCACCAAGCUGUGCUCGGUGGCCACCCAAUGCGCGACCGCCCUCUCUUUGCACCCCGCCCUGCAGCUCGGCCUCCUGCAGGCGGGCGCCCUCUGGCACUUGCUCCUCUUUGCCUUCUGCUACGACUUCACGCUGGACGAGGGCGGCGUCGAGCGCAGCGAAGCGGCCAACCGGCAGGAGGGCAGCAACCGGCUGGCCAAGGAGGCGGUGCGGGCGUGCGCAGCACUGGGCGGGUACGGGAAGGGGGGGAAGGAGGGGGAGGAGCGGCCGGCGCUUAACGAGUGGGCCAGGGCGGUGCUGGAGGCGCUGCUGACGCGGUACUUGAGCGAGCAGCUGGCUGACGACAGGCCCGAGGAGCUCCUCAAGGUGCUCAACAGCAACAGCGAGACCCCGUACCUGGUGUGGGACAACGGCACCAGGGCCGAACUCACCGACUUCCUCGAAACCCAAAGGAACAACCGCAGCGAGUUCGACGACAGCAUAGCGAGCGACUUCUCCUACUCGGCUCACGCCAAGGAACUCAGGAUAGGCGGCAUCUUCAUCAAGAUAUACAAUCAGCAGCCCACCUAUCCCAUCAAGGAUGCCAAGGGCUUCGUCAUCGAUUUGUUAGGCUAUGUGAAGGACCGGUCGCAGUACCUCCAGAAUCUCGUGAAUGUAGCGUACUCGGUGACGGUCGGGAAUACCAUAGAUAAUGCUGUGAUGGCUUUGGAAGCCCUAACCAAUGUGAUAAGGAACAAUACUGGAGUGGAGAUGCAGUGCAUCGGGCAUUUCAAGAUGCUGUUCGGGUUGUUGAACGUUAGUUGCGUGCCUGUGCAGAAAGGUGCUUUGGCAGUUAUCUCUGUCGUCACCAGGAAUAACGAGUGCAUCAAUGACAUAGCCUGCAGUGAAGUCUUAGGACACCUUCUUCUAGUUUUGUUCGGUCUGCAAGACUGCCAGCCCCAAAUACUGGAAACUUUGUACGCCCUGAUGGCCACCACUAAAAUAGUAAAAGAGGCUCUCAACAAGGGUGCCGUCAUCUAUCUGCUGGAUCUCUUCUGCAAUUCGACGAACCCACAGGUGCGGCAGUCUUGCGCUGAGCUGAUCGCCAGGAUGAAUCUCGAUAAGCUGGUGGGACCGAAAGUGAGGUUAGCGCUCGGCGCCUUUUUGCCGCCCAUCUUCGCCGACGCGAUGCGCGACAGUUCGGAGGCGGCGGUGACCAUGUUCGAGUCUGCGCACGAGCAUCCCGAGCUCAUCUGGGACCAGGAGUCCAAGGAUCGCGUUUGCAAAAUCGUCUCCCGCUACCGGAAAGAGCAUCAAACAGCGCAGAGUUCGAACGCUUCGGCACCGUGGAAGAUGCCCGACACCAAUGGGCUCACCAAUAUCGCCAUGCCCAACGAAAUUUGCAUAGCCGGAGUGUAUCUGAGAAUCUUCAUCUCUAAUCCGUCAUGGGCGCUCAGGAAACCCAGGGAAUUUCUCACGGAACUGCUCGAAACUUGCCUUAACCUGAUGAGCAAAGACAAACCAGAAGUGGAACUGUUGGAGCUCUGUACGACUGCCCUGUGCUCUCUAUUGCAGUCCCAACCGGCCCUUUUGGACCUCGUACCUUCGAUGGGUCACAUUCCUAGGUUAUGUAGACAACUGGGAGUGAAUCUCAAACAAGUUGUGGUACCAAAAUCAGCUAUAUGCAUCUUGAAUUCUCUGACCAUGAGUAGUAUUUGCGUGGGGGCGAUAGCGCAGACCGAUUGCAUGCACCCGCUGAAGCAAGCGAUGCUAGCGCGUAAAGACAUGGUCGCCGUGGCUUGCGAGGCCCUUGACAGGCUGUUCUCGAGCAACCAGGAGCAGCUGGUGAAGCAGGCGCUGGACGUGGAGUUCGUGCAGUUCCUGCUCGGAUUACUAGAGGCUCGCUUGGAGCUGAUCGACAAUCCUGCCAUGACCAAGGCGCAGAUCGUCAAAGCGCUGAAGUCGAUGAGCAAGAAUUUGCUGUACGGCGAUAGGGUGAACUGUAUUUUGGAGAAGAGCGCUAUUUGGGCGGAUUAUAAGGAUCAGAAACACGAUUUGUUCAUUUCCAAUACGAACGUGUCUGGCUACCUUACCGGCGGUACUCCUGUAACUGCCGGUUAUUUGACCCAAGGACCCAGUAGCAAGGUAAAUGUGGCACCGCCACCUGUCGAAAGGGAUGACCCGUUGUCAAAGAGCGAGACUUUCUGA
This is a messenger RNA of Phaedon cochleariae (mustard beetle), 6723 nucleotides long. The record is from the annotation of a GenBank genome assembly. Lineage: Eukaryota; Metazoa; Arthropoda; Insecta; Coleoptera; Chrysomelidae.